Coccomyxa subellipsoidea C-169 is the source of this 1005-nucleotide messenger RNA. RefSeq lists its product as hypothetical. The transcript is spliced from 5 exons. The coding region runs from base 1 to 1005 and encodes 334 amino acids. NCBI's taxonomy places the organism in Eukaryota, Viridiplantae, Chlorophyta, Trebouxiophyceae, Coccomyxaceae. The record is from RefSeq and is a predicted model, not a curated record.
AUGUGUGCAUUCUGGGUGUGCGCCCUGCCAAUGUGCCUGACCACUCCCAAAUUUGCCAUUCUUUGGAAUGCCCAUGAGAAUGGCAGGAGCCAGUCAGCACUGGAGAAGAGAAGCUGGGACGGGCCCUGCAAUGAGCGCAUGGUUGCGCAGCUUCUGCAGGACCUGAAGGGGUGGGGGGUGGAUCUGGAGAGCUUCCAGCCCAAGGAUCUCUUUGACACGAUCAAAGGCCGCACGUUGUGGCUGAUAGGAGACUCUCAGACAUCCUACUGGUACCUGGCGCUUGAGUGCUUCCUGUCAGAGUACCUUGUGCAGGCGCCGAGGGCGGCGCCCACCAACAACUCGGCGGCCAAUCUGUGGCUGGUCAAGUUUGACGAAUGGCGGGAGCUCAAGGGCAGCAAUAAGGCCUCCCCCAAGCCCGCCAUCUGCGCUGUGCUCAAGGAGGGCACGAGGGUGUGCUACGCACGCGUGCACCUGGUGGAGGAGAUAGCGCACCCGGUGCUGCGAACAAUAAAGAGGGAGCUGCCGGGUGCCAAGAGGGACAUAGCGGUGGUCAAUGCCGGCCUGCACUACGGCAUCGGCGACCCAAAAUACGAGGAGGGCUUCACCUUCCUGAAAAACUUUAUUGCCGAGCACCGUGACGAGCUGCCGCACAUCAUCUGGAAGGACACAUCGCCGCAGCACUUUGAGUACGAGAACGGAUACUACUGGUGGUUGGACAACAGCAAGGGAAAGACGGUGGGGCCGCCCCCAGAGAAGUGCAGGCCGUUCACAGAGGAGGAGCUGCAGAGCGAGGAGAUUGCAGCGGGCGGCUGGUACAAUGAGAUCGCGUUCCGGCACAUGAGGGAGGCAGGCGUCACUAUUUUUGAUGCCUACAAGAUCACGCUGCCCAUGUGGCAGAUGCACAUGAAGGAUAAGGACUGCACGCACUUCUGCAAUCCCGGCGCGUACGAAGUGUGGACGUACCUCCUGAGCGAUCUGCUCAAAGGGCUGCAGCUGAGAGACUAG